Molecule: messenger RNA, 1773 nt
Organism: Parastagonospora nodorum SN15
Lineage: Eukaryota; Fungi; Ascomycota; Dothideomycetes; Pleosporales; Phaeosphaeriaceae
Exons: 4
Coding region: 1-1773 (590 amino acids)
Biological process (GO): purine nucleotide biosynthetic process; purine nucleobase biosynthetic process
Cellular component (GO): cytoplasm
Molecular function (GO): amidophosphoribosyltransferase activity
Source: RefSeq, a predicted model, not a curated record
AUGUGUGGAAUUAUUGCUGUGAUCCACGGCGAUCCAAAAUCGCAAUCGGCGUCUGUAGAGAUCCACGAUGCGCUGUAUCUCCUCCAGCACCGUGGUCAGGAUGCGGCCGGCAUCGUCAGCUGCAGUACUGGCGGACGCUUCCACCAGUGCAAGGGCAACGGCAUGGCCUCCAAGGUCUUCCACGACGGAGCCCGUGUUUCUGACCUUCCUGGCUUCAUGGGCCUCGGCCACCUUCGCUACCCGACCGCCGGCAGCAGCGCGAAUGCAGAGGCACAGCCAUUCUACGUUAACAGCCCGUACGGUAUAUGCAUGACGCAUAAUGGUAACCUCAUCAACGCGCCCGCGCUCCGAGAACGGCUCGACCACGAGGCACACAGGCACAUCAAUACGGAGAGCGACAGCGAGCUCAUGCUGAACAUCUUCGCCGAUGAGCUUAACGAGACCGGCAAGGCGCGAAUCAAUGCCGACGACUGCUUCGCUGCUCUGGAGCGCAUGUACAAGCUGUGCACGGGCGGAUGGGCAUGCACCGCUAUGCUUGCUGGAUUUGGUCUCAUCGGCUUCCGCGAUCCCUACGGCAUCCGCCCCAUGGUCCUUGGCUCAAGAAAGUCCGCGACUGGCCAAGGCAUGGACUACAUGAUGGCCUCGGAGAGCGUUGCCCUCAAGCAGUGCGGCUACAAGGACUUCCAGGAUAUCCUCCCGGGUCAGGCCGUCAUCAUCGAGAAGGGCAAGGACCCCGUCUUCAAGCAAGUCGCAAAGCAAGAGGCUUACACCCCCGAUAUCUUCGAAUACGUCUACUUCGCCCGUCCAGACUCUGUCAUCGAUGGCAUCGACGUUGAUGAAAGCCGCCGCAACAUGGGCUUCACCCUCGCCGAAACGAUCAAGAAGCAAUUGGGCCCAGAGAAGUUGGCAGGAAUCGACGUCGUCAUGCCCAUCCCAGAGACUGCCAUCACUUCCGCCGUAUGCGUUGCCGAAGCGCUCGAUAAGCCAUACGUACUUGGUUUCGUCAAGAACCGAUACAUCUUCCGCACAUUCAUCAUGCCUGAGCAAGCCCAACGCCAAAAGGGCGUUCGAGCGAAGUUGAACCCCAUGGAGAAGAAGUUUGCCGGCAAGAACGUCUUGCUUGUGGAUGACUCCAUCGUCCGUGGAACCACAUCGCGAGAGAUCGUUCUCAUGGCCCGGGAAGCUGGUGCUAAGAAGGUCUAUUUCUCAUCAUGUGCACCGCCCAUCACCAAUGCGCAUAUCUAUGGUAUCGACUUAGCGUCAUCUUCAGAGCUUGUUGCGCAUGAUCGUGACUCAGCAGCAGUCGCGAAGCACAUUGGUGCCGACGACGUUAUCUUCCAGACCCUGGAGGACCUUGAGCGUGCUUGUGCCAGCCUCUCACCGCGCGACCCCAAAACACAGAAGUUCGAAGUUGGUGUCUUUUGCGGCAAAUAUGUUACGCCUGUAGACGCCGGCUACUUCGAGCAUCUUGAGCGUAUCCGGGGCGAGACCAAGAAGAUCAAGGUCAUGGAGAAGGCGCGUGAGGCCGUCAUGCAUGGCGUUGCUGACUCGAAACAAAUCCGCAUAGCUGCGAAGGGUGCUGCCGUCGACCAAUAUGGCAAUGUCAUUCCAUCCGAUGAUAGCGCAACCAGCAUCGGAGAGGCGGUCAACGGUGCCAGCAAGAUAAUGACAGCAGCUGCUGACCCUCUAGGUAACACCAAUGGCCACAGUGAGGAGAAGAGGCCUUCACAGAGCCAGGACAUCAGCCUGCACAACCUCAACGACUUUAACUGA